Cokeromyces recurvatus is the source of this 661-nucleotide messenger RNA. RefSeq lists its product as uncharacterized. The transcript has 2 exons. Bases 78 to 614 code for a protein of 178 amino acids. Lineage: Eukaryota; Fungi; Mucoromycota; Mucoromycetes; Mucorales; Mucoraceae. The record is from RefSeq and is a predicted model, not a curated record.
GUAAAAGAUUCAAAUUACUGUUAUUUAUUUUUAUUUUUUAUUCUUUUUACUUUUCCUUAAUUUGAUUCAAACAAAUAAUGAACCCAUAUAAUAAUGAUAACACUAAUGAUUCUAAUAUCAGUUCCAAUAGUUUAGACAAUAUUACAUCUCGAGUUCGUAAACGCGAUCGAUUAAAAUCUCUAGUUCAAUCAGGCACAUCCGCCAUUAAGCAGGAGAUUAACAAAAGAUAUAAUGAAUAUUAUUACACUUCUUCAUCAAAAUCAAUCUCACUUCGAAGCUUAUCAUCUUCUCAAACUUCUUUUACUGAUUUACAUACCAAUAAUUCUUCAUCUUCACUUUAUCACCAAGUUGAUGAGAAUAGUAAUGUGAAUGACAAUAAAAUUCAGCGAACAGAAACACAAAAGGCUGUAGAUGAAAUUUUGCCAGAAGAUGUUAGGUUAUCAGAGACAGUUCAAUCUCAGUGUUUAUUAUUUCCUACAUAUGCUUGCCAACUUGUUGAUAGUAAAGAUAAUGCUACAAUUAGAUAUAAAACUGUUCUAGCGGGUUGGGCUUUUACUAAACCAAGUUCUACAAGCCGUUUAGAUAGAUUUUUGCGUGGUAAAAUUUUAGCAUAAUUUUCAAAUAGUAAAUUUUAAUGUAACAUAUGGUGGAAUAGCACGCA